Stylophora pistillata is the source of this 2937-nucleotide messenger RNA. RefSeq lists its product as uncharacterized. The record is from RefSeq and is a predicted model, not a curated record. Gene Ontology annotation, molecular function: oligosaccharide binding; extracellular matrix structural constituent. Lineage: Eukaryota; Metazoa; Cnidaria; Anthozoa; Scleractinia; Pocilloporidae.
AUGCAUCUCUGUAUAAUAUUUCUUCUUUGCGCCGUUGUGUACGGCAUUGGCCGCAUUUCAGAAUCAGAUCUGAGAGCUGUAAACUUUGCCGACAAGAUAGAAGGAAAAAAACUGAACGGAAGCCUGAUAAGAGAAAUAGAAGUGGAUUCGGAAAGUUCCUGUCAGCUUGAGUGUGUGGAUGAAGAGCGAUGUCAGUCUUACAACUUUGGAACCAUAAAGGGCGACUCAGAGAAAUUCAAGUGUCAGCUAAGCGCCUCAGAUCGAUUUGCUGCAUUUGCUAACUUCACUGAGGAUAACAAUUUCAUAUACAGAGGAAUAGAGGGUAAAAAUGUUGCUGAAUGUUCAGCGAGUAUCGCUGGUACUGUUCGUUACAAUGCUUUCCGAAAGGCCAGGGAAUGGUGUAAUGGUAAAGUUUGGCUAUCAGUGGUGAUUGGUUUGUUCGCUACUGAACCAGGACGUCACUGUCUCGAUAUUUUAAAAUCAGGUCAAAGUCGCGGUAGCGGACUUUACUGGAUCGAUCCAAACGGUGGUUCAAAAACUGAUUCUUUCCAGGCUUAUUGCGACAUGGAGACCAAUGGUGGAGGCUGGACACUAAUUUCCACGAAAGUGUCCCCAAGCUUCCACUUUAUCAAAACAGCCUUCCUAGCAUCAGCUGCAGAAACUACAGAUGCAGAUGCAUCGAGUCACAUCCACCCUGACAUGGGGGACUGGGAAGAGGUUAUGUUCCGGUUCAGUGACGUCAACACGAUCCGGGUUAUUUACGACAGGAAGGCAGGCGCUCCAAAUAAGGACAAAACAGACUUCGAGAUGUUUUUGAUGGGGACAACUUACAAUGGGCUCGAGGGGAGGAAUAUUCACGGUUUUUACAAGUACAACCCAGCAGAUCACAAUAAGAAGAAUCCCUCUUCUGGUUUUGUUACAAUAUCAAAUUUGCACUUCCGUUCAGACAAGGGAAUAUCUGAAACCCAUCGUGGCACAGAUCAGUGGAUUGACAUGUGGUCUCAUGCUGACGCCUCGAACAACUACAUCACCUCCGACGACAGCCGCGCUCUUGGUGCCAAAUGUAUUGCAGGCUGCUGUUACCUGAAGAAACCAAUCUGGGUAAUGGUGAGAUAGGGAAAAAACUGUUGUUGAAAACCAGGAAAAGGUGCCGUCAAGUAUCUAUAAGGUGAUGAGAGUUAAAAAAAUUAUUCUCUGCUGCCACAACUAACCAGACGUCGUUGUAUUUGUAACAAGAGCUACUUAGAAGCCUUGAUAUAAUGUCGAUCAUUAGUGAGGAUUAUAGUAAUCUUGGUGUAACUGUCUAAAAUAGAUGUUUUUAAAGAUUCAGAUGUACAGAUUCGUAGUGUGUUUGCUAUUAACCUAUGUCUUCUUCCUCCCGUGAAAUACCCUCUGAUUUUAGGAUUCUUGGUGUCCCAACCCUUCUGAUACGUUUUAAAAAUUCAAAAUCUCAAUUUGAUUUUGUUUCCUUUUGCAUGUUUGUUAUCAAACAAAAACACUCAUUUGUUAGCCGAGACUCAACUGAUUAUAAUAUUACUGUUUCCGUUUCGUUCCACAUUCAAUCUGACCGAGUGAUAUCGUAUAAUGAAGCUUAGAGUUGUUUGAAAUAUUCAAUGUCCCAUCAUAAAUGAAAGAGACACGCAUUCUUAUUCCUGAAAUUUUUUAAAUUGCAGUUCUCGCGGAAAUAUUGCAGGGCUAGACAGUAUCAAAUUCAGUCAAUUUGUCAUGAAAGCAAAGUUUUAAAUAAAAAUUUGGCUGUCUCCGUUUGGACUCCGAAGACCCCGAAAGUAGCCUAUAAGUACAAUUACCUUCUUUUAACUAUAUUGAUUCAAGGUUUGUUUUUUGUUCGCACUGGUUUCAACUUAAUUUCUGGUCAAAACAGACUCGAUCGCUUUUUCAUCAUGCAUUCCCCACACAUUCUAGUGGAAGGUUUUAGCUUCAAGGGUGACAUAUGUUUGGCCUUACCGUGUCUGAUUGUGCUUGGUGCAAUAACAAGGUUUUGGAAACUGUUUUUUGACUCGUCACACAGAAGGAGGGAAAUUUAUUAGAAUACCAUGAGCCUCAUUUUUGCAUACGGUCCACAAGAUGCUGUCUUUGAGUUCAUCAGUUCUUGCGCUUUUGUUUCUUAAUUGUCCUGUUGAUAUUUCUGCGAUUUUACCCUCUGAAAGGCGCUAUGAUUCUAAGGUAUGAGUUAACAUGGUAGAAACUGAGAAAAGGUGGAAUAUUUUGUUCGCCACUUUUAAGCAGUAAAAGCUGCAUCGAUUUGGGCCGCAAGAUUUCACGUUGCAAGAAGUGGUGCCCUCGGUUUUUUUACUUUACGGAAACUGGGCACACUGGUCUCCUUGCACUUUCACUUCCAUUAUCACAGAAUUAUGAACAUAUUUUGCUUAAUUCUAUAAUUUCUUAUUGAAAAAGUGUUGACUCAAACGACUCACAUAGGACAAAUUUUAACUGCCUGCGAAAUAUCUGAUCAUCAUUUGCUAUAGUGCAUCUAAAUAUACUCAAUUAUCUACGGCUCGUAAUGAUAUUUCUUAGUCAAAUAGGUGAGCCUAGCUCAUUCAGUUGCCAGAAAACUUUCUGGGGUGUUUUUAAGUUCGAUGAUAUCCUUAACUGCACAGUGAGUACUACGGGCGCUGUUCGUUGUCAAAGAGGAUUCUGGAAUGCAUUACAAAACUGGUUGUUCCUGCUUACUGCUCACCUCGCUUACUGCACAUACUGCUGACGCCAGGACAGGUGUUUCUUCAUAUUUACUGCGGAGUUCAGAUAGCGCAUGCUUUCUGGCUCAUUGAAUUAUUUAACAUGUUCACCCUUAUUAAAGACAAAGAAUCAACCAACGUAAUUGCAUGAGAGAUGAAAACUUUAAUCGGUAAAGCUUGAGCAAAUUAAUAAAAUGGCUUAUCUAAGAGGAAGCUAGUUAUAAUAGCGCCACUGAUUAUA